UCCUCUCGAAAGAUGGCAGGACAGCGCCUGAUUGUGAGCUGCUUCCUUGCAGGGCUCCUCUUCAGCCGGGGUCUGGCUAUCAGCCUCCCUGUCCUCAAUCUCUAUGCUGUGGUUGGGGAGAUCUUUGUCCACGAGUUUGAAAUAGACGACUUUAAGGAUGCCUUUCCCUCCUCCAUGGACGAAAAUGAGCCGCCUGAGGCCCCUGUCACUUUCCACACCAAUCUCCUGGAUCACCCAGAUUUGCCCCGCUGGCUGCGCUACAUUCAACGGACCCCCUACCAGACGGGCUAUCUCUACGGGUCCCCCACAAGCAAAGAACUCGGCAAGCAAACAAUUGAGGUGAAGGCAUAUAACAGAUAUACUUAUGAGACUGCGAGGCAAACCAUGAUCAUCACAAUUGCCCCAUCUUCAGAUGGAGAAAUGCCAUACCAGGCUGACUUCCUGGUGAAGAACUGGGACGUGGAGGAAGUGCUGCCAGCAGAUAUCCAGGAUCUUUUCCAGCAAGCUGUGGACAGCAUGUGGGAACAAGAUGGCCUGACCGUCGUCAAUAUUACCUCAGCGUUGGACAGGGGAGGCCGGGUACCUUUGCCCAUUGAAAACCGGAAGGAAGGGUAA
This is a messenger RNA of Podarcis muralis (Common wall lizard), 615 nucleotides long. NCBI's taxonomy places the organism in Eukaryota, Metazoa, Chordata, Lepidosauria, Squamata, Lacertidae. The record is from RefSeq and is a predicted model, not a curated record.